Molecule: messenger RNA, 1293 nt
Organism: Komagataella phaffii GS115
Lineage: Eukaryota; Fungi; Ascomycota; Pichiomycetes; Pichiales; Pichiaceae
Product: Membrane-associated RING finger protein 5
Exons: 1
Coding region: 1-1293 (430 amino acids)
Source: RefSeq, a predicted model, not a curated record
AUGGACGACAACAGACGUUGUUGGGUCUGCCUGGGGGAUUUUGGUGAAAUCCCUCCCAUGGGAACAGUGAAGCAAGCCCAUGAAUGGAUCCAACCAUGUACCUGUUCAAUGGAGGCCCACAGGGUUUGCCUGGCUAACUGGGUUUCCUCUGUUGUUCUGCAAGAGAAACGGCCCACAAGGCAAACCAAUAGAAAUACAAGCUGGCUUUUUCUAAUCUAUGGAAGAACUCAACAAGUCGAGAUGAAAUGCCCGCAAUGUCAGAAACCAAUUAUACUUCAUCUGAAGCCAACUGGUUUCAUUUCCUCUGCCUUUAAAUCGGCUGAGUAUUUUGUUGGUGACUUUACCAAGUUCGCUUUGGCAUCCACACUGCUAACUUCAGCUGUAACCGCUACUACAUUGGCUUCAGUAGGUGUGCUGUCUCUCACAGGAAUGAGAAUCAUGUCCUCGUUAUGUCCCAACAGUGUGAUAUUACGAUUAUUUGACGUCAAACAACGAAUAGGUACAUUAGCCUCAGCUGUUCAGAACGGCUAUCUUCCUGCCUCCAGGGUUAUAACCUUUACUUCAACCAUUCCAUUUUACCUAUUGAGUCUGAGAACGAGAUAUUCCAGAAUGACAGAUAAUGAAAUACUUGUCAAUGUUUUCCCUUUGUCAUUUUUUAGUGAAACCAAGUACCUUCUUAACUUUUCAGGAAUAAAUGAGAGUCCCAAAAAAUGGUUUCUUUUGAUAUCCCCAGUCAGAUAUGCAUACAUGUUAUUCUUCCGCUUGACAUUUAAUCCCUGCUACUAUAUGUUGGCCAAGAGAACCCGACCUGGAUUUAUUGCCAAUAACUUUUCGGUACAAGAAAUAGAUGAAAUGGAAAUAGAAAAUAACCCCGAAAACAUUCCCGAAACAACUUCCUCUAAGCAAAUGGAGGCUAGUAUCAUUUUGUCGAUCAGAAGUUGGCUGAUGAAAACCAAAAGAAGGUUCAAGAUUCGCCGUAUAAGAAGGAUGUUUAUUAGUUGCCUCAAGACAGACUAUUCUAAAGCUUUUGGCAAGAGUUCCAUGUUCUUUCUUAUUGGUUCCACCUUGAUAUGGCCAGCCUUGGGGGAGUUCACGAGUUCAACACUCCUUUCAAAACUACCAAGUCUAAUGCGUCUGCUAAACAAGCAUGUCUCGUCUCCCGAUGAAGCUAUAUUUGUUCGAAACUUGAUAGGAUGCUUGGUGGUUGUACUGGCUAAAGAUGUUACCAAUCUCUUUCUAACAUGGAGAUCUUGCCUACAGUUAAACGACUUUGAUGUAUUCGUCAAUCCUUAG